This is a messenger RNA of Tetrahymena thermophila SB210, 207 nucleotides long. RefSeq lists its product as hypothetical. The record is from RefSeq and is a predicted model, not a curated record. Lineage: Eukaryota; Ciliophora; Oligohymenophorea; Hymenostomatida; Tetrahymenidae. The transcript has 2 exons.
AUGUAAAUUUUAUCUGUAUGCGUUUCAGAGAUGACAACAUAAACAAACACAUAAAACCACUUAAAUUUCUCUUAACUGAAAUCCAUCCAAAUUUCAGUGACAAACCUUUAAACAAACGAUUAAAUGGUUAGUAGUAAGUAUAUGAUGAAGCUGAGAAAUUCAAAAUUAGAUGAUCUCUAUGAGACCAUUGCUCUCUACUCCUUUUGA